This is a messenger RNA of Actinia tenebrosa (Australian red waratah sea anemone), 1177 nucleotides long. RefSeq lists its product as uncharacterized. Gene Ontology annotation, cellular component: extracellular region. Lineage: Eukaryota; Metazoa; Cnidaria; Anthozoa; Actiniaria; Actiniidae. The record is from RefSeq and is a predicted model, not a curated record.
UACAAACAAAAAGGUAUAUCACUUUCCACACCAAGAUCUCGAACAAGGUAAAGAUGGCUUGGUUUGCUAGAAUCAUGGUGCUGGUAAUAUAUGCCUCAGUUACUUGUAAAUCUGGCCUUUCAGGACGCGUUGGAAAAUUUCAGAUAGCAGACAACAGUGUGAAAGGAGAAGGGACAUAUUCCCUUAAUAACAGUACAGCUGAGAUCAACCUUCAUUUGUUGAUUGGAAAUACCUUAAAACAAGAACAACAACAAAUGAAAAUCCCCGUUAUGAAACCCACUGAAAGCACUAAGCAAACAGGAAGAGAGUCGGGCACAGCCAACCAACCUCCACCUGGACCCGCUAUUCAAACAACCAGCUCAUCAAAGGAUGGAAACAACCCACAAGAAAGACCGCUUAAACCUCUGCAGCCAGAACAAGAGCUUAGUGACGAGGACAUGGCCUUUGCUUACGAUGGUCUACGUGGGCAUAAUAAGUUUCGAAAAGUGCACAAUUCAAAGUUAUUGAAGCUUGACAAGAAAAUGACCGCAGACGCUCAGAACUUUGCGAGACAAUUGGCUAAACUUGGUACCCUUAAACACUCUGCACGUGACUCUCGACAAGGUCAAGGGGAAAACCUAGCCAUGGGUUGUUCUAGUGGAGAUGUUACGAUGUCCGCUGAGACAGCAACAAAACAAUGGUAUGACGAAGUAUGUAAAUACGACUUUGGAAACAAGUCGUUCCAAAAGCCAUGUGGUCAUUUCAGUCAAGUUGUGUGGAAGGCUUCAGACAGGAUCGGUAUUGGUCAAGCUAAAGGAACUAAAUGGGGCAUGAACUGUACUUUUAUCGUGGCCCGAUACGCACCAUUAGGAAACAUAGCCAACCUUACCGGAGAUAAUGUAGAGAAAGGUUCAUUUGAUCAGUCUUAUUGCAACACUGUAACACGUGCCAGUCUUGAGAAAAAUAGUGGCCCUCAAACACAAGAUGAGAACGAAGAGAAUCCUGGAUAUUAUCCUAACUACGGUCUAAACGAAGGAUUCUUAAACGACGAGGGAGAAGGAUCCAAGUUGGUUGGAUUCAGAGAGAAAAUACCAAGAGCUAAUUUCAAGAUUGAAGUCUUGUAAGCGCAAACGCGCUAUUCCCUUGCAUGAUUAAUAUCCUUGUUGUAAUCUACCACGUGACUGAGAUCAAGCAUUAA